This is a messenger RNA of Saprolegnia diclina VS20, 570 nucleotides long. RefSeq lists its product as hypothetical. Gene Ontology annotation, molecular function: nucleic acid binding; RNA-DNA hybrid ribonuclease activity. The transcript has a single exon. The record is from RefSeq and is a predicted model, not a curated record. Lineage: Eukaryota; Oomycota; Saprolegniomycetes; Saprolegniales; Saprolegniaceae. Bases 1 to 519 code for a protein of 172 amino acids.
AUGACCUCGCUUGCGGGGGUCGCGUACUUUGAUGGCGCGGCUCGGAAAGACCCGCAUUGUGGCGGUAGUGGCUCGCUCGUCUUUUUGAUCGAGUCGCCCCAGAACGUGGUGUACCAAGCCAACUACCUUGAUGCCGCGACAACGAACAACGAGGCCGAGUACGACGGUCUGAUCACGGCGCUCCAGCUAGCUCAGCGACUGGCAGUGACGCAUCUCACGGUGCGCGGCGACAGCAUGCUGCUGAUGCAGCAGAUGAAGGGCAUCUACCGGGUCCAAGAGGCCCGUUUGCAGAAGCUGCAUGUCCAGGCGCGGGAGCUCGCGGCAUGUUUUACGUGCACAUGGGAACACCACCCUCGCGAGUUCAACCAAGCCACGGAUCAUUUGUCCAAGCUCGCACCCGACGACUGCACCUCGUACGCGCAUCCCGACGACGGACGGCACGAUGUACUGCCGGCCGAGGAACUCCUGCACGUUGAAGAGCUUCUGGCCGCCGACGUUCAACACACAACUAGUACGUAAGUCUUAGUAGGUGGAGUCUUUAGUCUGUAUAAAGAUUUCAAUCCAUAUCAU